Molecule: messenger RNA, 699 nt
Organism: Rattus rattus (black rat)
Lineage: Eukaryota; Metazoa; Chordata; Mammalia; Rodentia; Muridae
Exons: 5
Coding region: 1-699 (232 amino acids)
Biological process (GO): immune response; immunoglobulin production
Source: RefSeq, a predicted model, not a curated record
AUGGUAAACAAGGUCAUUGAGCAAGGUCUUUCCCUAAUCCCUGAAAGCCAAGAGGGCCAGGUCGUAGUGACAUCAAGUGAAACACUGGGCAGUCAAUUGCCCUCAUGUUGUGCAGUACAAGGUGACAUCAUGUCCAGGGAGCCCUGGGUAACCCUCAUGGUUUGUGGGCAGUCCAUCUCCUUCGUCUUGGACACUGUGGCCACUUACUCAGUCCUAACAGAGCUUUGGGGACCCAUUUCUCUCUCAAGUUUACCUACUAUUGGGAUAGGAGUUGUCGUUCAACUCUUAGGGCUGCUGCUUCUUUGGGUCCCAGCCAUGAGAUGUGACAUCCAGAUGACCCAGUCUCCUUCAUUCCUGUCUGCAUCUGUGGGAGAAAGAGUCACUCUCAACUGCAAAGCAAGUCAGAAUAUUAACAAGUACUUAAACUGGUAUCAGCAAAAACCUGGAGAAGCUCCCAAAUGCCUGAUAUAUAAUACAAACAAUUUGCAGACGGGCAUCCCAUCAAGGUUCAGUGGCAGUGGAUCUGGUACAGAUUACACACUCACCAUCAGCAGCCUGCAGCCUGAAGAUUUUGCCACAUAUUUCUGCUUGCAGCAUAGUAGUUUGCCGCACGGUGAUACAAACCAUAACAUAAACCACCCACAGAUGCAGAUGUGUGAGGUUGGGUUUUCACAGCUGUUCUUUUGGUUUCAUUACUGA